AGGAGACUGAUAGCAGCUUUCCAUUAACUGCUGCUCCUAUCAACAUGUUGCCUGGUGAUUUUAAAGAAGAGGUCCCUGAAGAAAGGAGUCUUGAUGUGGAUCAGCAGGAGAUAGAGCUUUUCUACAUAAAGGAGGAAAUUGAAACAAUCUGGGUCAGCCAGGAAGAAGAGCAACUGAAUUUGAACGAGGAGACGGAAGAUUCCAGGUUUCCAUCAACUGUUAAUAUGAAGAGUGAAGAGGAUGAAGAGAAACCUGCAUUCGCUUACUUUCAUCAACAGCUAAUAGAAGACAGAGAUUUUCCAGUCAGCACUACAUCUGACUAUAUAAAAGUAAAAAUUGAAGAGGGUGACACAAAUGUGGUUUCAAUGAAAAAAGUUCUUGUUGGUAGUAAAAAGUUUAAUUGGAAAAAAAAUCCAAAGACAAACAUAAACCACACCAGCGAGAAAUCCUUUGGUUGUGAUGUUUGUGGAAAGAGAUAUUACAAAGAGUCAAUUUUAAAAGAACACUUAAGAAUUCACACGGGAGAGAAACCUUUUAGUUGUGAUGUAUGUGGUAAAAGAUUUACAGAUAAGUCAGACCUAAAUAGACACACAAGAAUCCACACAGGAGAGAAACCUUUUGGGUGUGAUGUAUGUGGUAAAAGAUUUACCGUCAAGUCAGACUUGAAUAGACACACAAGAAUCCACACAGGAGAGAAACCUUUUGGUUGCGAAGUAUGUGGUAAAAGAUUUACCGACAAGUCAGAUUUAAAUACACACAUGAGAAUCCACACAGGAGAGAAACCUUUUGGUUGUGAUGUAUGUGAGAGAAGGUUUUCCCUCAAGUCAUAUUUAAAAAGACAUGUCAGAAUCCACACAAGAGAAAAAAGUUUUGGUUGUGAUACAUGUGGGAGAAGAUUUUCCUUGAAGUCACAAUUAAAAAGACACAUGGGAAACCACAUGGGAGAAAAACCUUUUGGUUGUGAUGCAUGCGGUAAAAGGUUUUCCAAGAAGUCAAAUUUAAAAAGACACAUGGGAAUCCACACAGGAGAAAAACCUUUUAGUUGUGAUGCAUGUGGUAGAAGAUUUUCCUGGAAGUCACAUCUAAAAAGACACAUGGGAAUUCACACAGGAGAAAAACCUUUUGGUUGUGAUGCAUGUGGUAAAAGAUUUUCCUUGAACUCACAAUUAAAAAGACACAUGGGAAACCACACUGGAGAAAAACCUUUUGGUUGUGAUGCAUGUGGUAAAAGAUUUACAGAUAAGUCAGACUUUAAUAGACACAUGAGACUUCACACAGGAGAGAAACCUUUUGGAUGUGAUGCAUGUGGUAAAAGAUUUACGGAUAAGUCAGACUUCAAUAGACACAUGAGAAUCCACACAGGAGAGAAACCUUUUGGUUGUGAUGCUUGUGGUAAAAGAUUUACUGACAAGUCAGACUUAAAUACACACAUGAAAAUCCACUCAGGAGAGAAACCUUUUGGUUGUGAAGCAUGUGGAAGAAGAUUCUCCCUCAAAUCAUAUUUAAGAAGACACAUGGGAAUCCACACGGGAGAAAAACCUUUUUGUUGUGAUGCAUGUGGGAGAAGAUUUUCCUGGAAGUCACAAUUGAAAAGACACAUGGGGGAUCACAUGGAAGAAAAACCCUUAGUUUGUGAUGCAUGUGGUGAAAGAUUUACAGAUAAGUCAGACUUAAAUACACACAUGAGAAUCCAUGUAGAGGAGAAACCUUUUGGUUCUGAUGCAUGUGGGGAAAUAUUGUCCAGUAAGAUAGAUUUAAACUCAAACAUGAGAACUCACAAAGGAGAGACAUCCUUCGGUGGUGAUGCUUUGGAAAAACAGCAGCCAAUUCACAUAAUGGUGUGAAAAGACUAUGUAGUACACAUGAUUGUAUUAGCAACAUAAAUCAUAGAUGAUUUAUGAUCACAUCACAACCUGAGCAACCAUUAGCAUGUUGUCCACACUUAAUCACAUUGUUGUCCACACUUAAUCCCAAACAGGAGAGAUUAUAAAGGCUGAAAGCAGCUGGGAUGAAGGACUUGUGGAAAUGCUCUUUUAAACAUUUGGGGUGCAUCAGUCCCUAAAAUACCUCUCCAGUUCUAUGUGCAUGGUGGUGUAGUCAGAGUUAAGAAUUGGACUAAUAUGAUGAUCGUACUUUCUUUUUUAAGGACUGUAACAGUGUAUUUUGAACACAUAAUUGUCUUAUUGUUGUUCUAUCUAAAUCCUGUAAAAACAGCAUUAAAAUAGUCUUUUUGGGACAUCA
Molecule: messenger RNA, 2241 nt
Organism: Fundulus heteroclitus (mummichog)
Lineage: Eukaryota; Metazoa; Chordata; Actinopteri; Cyprinodontiformes; Fundulidae
Product: gastrula zinc finger protein XlCGF57.1
Exons: 2
Coding region: 45-1844 (599 amino acids)
Biological process (GO): regulation of transcription by RNA polymerase II
Molecular function (GO): RNA polymerase II cis-regulatory region sequence-specific DNA binding; DNA-binding transcription factor activity
Source: RefSeq, a predicted model, not a curated record